AUGCGACACUCGACGGAUCAGAUCCGAUCGAAUCGGAUUCCGUUUGGUGAACAAACGGCACCACUACGCAACGCGCAACGCGCAACACUUCCCUCUGGGCUUCGCGCCUUAUUUCCGUUUCAGGAUAUCUAUCUGGGCCUUCAGGGCCCGUAUCUUUCUCUUGCUGUCACUUCUGCAACUGAGUCAGCAUAA
Molecule: messenger RNA, 192 nt
Organism: Sphenostylis stenocarpa
Lineage: Eukaryota; Viridiplantae; Streptophyta; Magnoliopsida; Fabales; Fabaceae
Source: the annotation of a GenBank genome assembly